CAACAGUCGCGAUAUAAACAGUAUCGUUUCGCGCUCCUUACGAUCAGCUCUGAACAUGCCGUUCUUAAGCGCCAGUCUUCUUAUAGAUUUCGCUCCGUAAAACGCACCUUCUGUUCGUACAUCAGUUUUCAAUUCUAGUUUUGUUUAUCCGAAGAAAAAAGUCGGGAUUUUCCCCCGAAGUGGCCAACACCAUUUGCGCUUCCGGUGCGUGCUCUUCAGCAAUUCCUUGGUGAUUAUUCGGGACUUCCCCAGAUUUUCAGUGCGAAUCUCCGAUUGGGUGUGAAAGUGGCUGGCGAAAAAUUUCGGAAAAAGUGCUCAAAAUAAUUUAGUUUGUAUUCGAAGAACGAAACCGAAGUGAUUUACAGUAACAUGCUACUUUCUCUGGCUAAUUAGAAUAACAAACGAGCAUCCUGAGGGUGUCCUGUUAAUAAUCUUUCAAUAGCACCAGCCGAGGAUUAUGGACUAUUUUGUAGCCCAUCCAUUUUUGUCACCCCCUUAAUACGCCAGAAGUUAACAAGAUAUCACACAAGACGCACUUCUGCCCAGAAUGUUAAAUGAAAAUUUCCAAUCAAUGUGGCCAUAUAGUGGCCUGGAACAGUAAGAAGUGGAUAAGACUUCAGGAGCGGGGGCCGGUGCUCCCCCCCACGAAAAUCACCACCGCCUGCACUGGCUACUAUGCUAAUUGCACAUUGUUUCCAAGCCCUUGUCGCGUUGCUCGGCUUGGCCGCUGUAUUUCAACAGGUGAAAUCUCAAGAGCAUUACAACGAUACGUUAAUAGAUCAUAGGAUGAAGAGGAGCCCACGUGGAAACAAGCAUCGACACGCCAUCCAUUCAGACGAACGACCGUUUUUUCAUGGUAGAUACUACCCAUACUCGCACAACAGAGCCCUGAAAUUCGACCCAGGCCAAAUGCUGCUUCCAAGACAAAACAAGCAGCUGUUGGACUACGAAUACGGACUGAUGGGCAACCAGGGACCGGGCGUGGAUUGUUGUCCAUCCGUGAUCGAAAUGGUGGAACCAGAAGGAGGAAAGAACGACCAGGACAUUUACGUGGAAUUGUACAAGAGCGAUAACUACCGGCAACGGUUCUUCGAGGUUUCUUGCCAUAAGGAUGUCCUGAACAAACCUUGUCGCUUCAUGGACAAGAAAAUACACCAAUCUUCAAAGUGUGUGCAGCAGCACACGUUCACGUAUGCCCUGGUGAAAGACACUCCAGACCAUCGAAACAAGAAUCUGCCAACGUUUCCUGGCGCCGAUGCAGGAAACAAAACCUACACCUUGGAUUACAUCAGUGUUCGGAGUGGAUGCAGUUGUAUGGUGACGCCUAACAAUACUCGAAGAAACCAGAAAAAACAUAAAGAUAAAGUUCACAAAAAGAAGCAUGCAGCAACGAAAAAUGUGCCAGUAUUUCCUGAGACUGCAAUUGAUAGGAGUAAGAGGUAAAUCGAUGCCGUCCACGAUGAUUUUGCAGAGUGAAACUUGUUCAAUUCCAACCAAUUUCAACAAGGUUUACAAAUUCGACUCUCGGAAUCAUCCAUCGUGGCUAUGCGGGUAGAAUUUUUAAUUCUAAAUACCAAAGUGAUUUUUCGCGCUUUAAGUGUACAAAAUAGUUCGCAUGUGUAAUGCGAUUAUCCUUAUACGUUUGGGAUAUUUGGGGCUCUGUUUCGCCGAUUAUUUUGUAUUUAGCUCGUAGCUGUAACUAAUUAAGGCAGACUGCAAAGAAACUCUCGUUGAAAACUUUAAUAUUGAACAUUCCAUUUUUUUUUGUAUAGUGCGAAUAUUUUUGUGAGGCUGACUUGAAUGAGUCCCAGUGUUAAAAACGCGCUAUAGUUCUGACUGAACGUUUAUCACUGAUUUCUAGUCCCAUAGCAACAUAGAAUAGACGUUGAAUGUACUUUGUUUUGACACUUUGCAUGUUUGUACAAAAGUUUUUUUUUAAUUUUAAUUUGUUGGUUUUUCAUUAUCAGAAUGAACUAUGCGAAUAUUGAGAACCCGGGAAGUUUGCUUGAGCAGAAACAAUCUGGCCCAAUAAAAUUCUGCAAUUAAACUGGUAGUUAAAAGUUUUGUAACAAAAAGUGCAUAUGAUUUUUUUAUGGCCUAAAACAACUAAUUGCAUUUAAUCUUGUUUUUUUUUCACCCUUUUCUCAGUCGUUUUAUUAUGCCGCGCGCUCUUGCCGCUCAAUAGUCGUGAUUUCCAAACAGUUUGCUUUUGUGACGUAAACAGAGAAAUUUGUUAGUCGUUAUACAUCAUCCAGUGUAUAGAAAGUUUGAUUUUGCAACGUAAAAAUUUAUUUUUUAAAGUUCGUUAAGUCGUUCAGUUAAUUUUAUUUUCUCAGAUACAAGUCUACAGGGUGAUUUAAUUUCAGUAGAUUGUAGAGACGCAUUUUUAAGUCAAACUACUCUCACUAGCGUAGCCAUCAAAAUAUUUAGUGGAUCCAACCGAAAUACAUCACAAAAUUGCAUAAAAAAUCUAUUUAUUCGAAUUUUCAAAAAAUGUUCAUUAGUUCUGGGCAUAAUUUUGCACUAAUUUUCAUGGCUUUCUAGUUCGCAUAUCCCACUGUUUGCUUGUCUUAGGAUUGUUAAUUUAUCGAUCACCUAAUCAGCCUUUGCUUAAUAAAUUGGCUAAAAAGAUUUCAAAUCAAAACUAAAAAUAAAAUAAAAAUUAUGAAAUGACAUUCAGAAUAAGCAAUUUGAAUAAAACCGAAUUAUGCAAACACAUCUAAGAAACGUUCUUUUACCUACUAUGCAUUUUCUUUUCUUGAGUAAUCACGAUCGAUUAACAAUUUUCAGGAAAAUAGUUAGUUACGACUUUUUCAGUCAACUUCUUGGUCUCGGUUAUAGCUUGAAAGAGGCACAUUUGUGGCUCACCGUUUUAUUGUGAAACUUUGAACCCUGUAUACACUUGAAAAAUGUACUUUGCUAAUUUUAACAAACCUUCGAUACUUUUGAGACUCAGGAAAACUUCUUCGGGGGUUUAACACUGUAAUGACAAAACAUUAUGUAAUAUUUGCUAAGCUUAAAUUGAAAAUAGUAGAUCUAAAUAGUUAGUUUUAAGAUGCAUUUUACUGAUAUACAGUAUUAUUUUUCCAUGUUGAUCACGUGAAUUAAGUCAAUUUCCUAAUGCUUUAGACACACUUAGACGAAAACAAAGUAUGUUGGACUAUACGCGCUCUAUUAAUCACGUCAAUUAUUUCCCUGGAUCAGUUGAUCCACAAAACUAUCUCGAAUAUUUAUUAGGUGCUUAAUAAACGAUCGAAAAUCCAUUGAAUGUGUUGACUCUAUGUUAAGAUUGAACUUCUAUGGGAUUUUUGAAUGGUAUUUGCACUAAGCUGUUGAUAACCAUGUCCGAACUUAGACUGAUUAAUUGUUAAUAAGUAUUGCCAUAUAAAUUAGUAAAAGUAUUCAAACUCCCGCUUUCUGAAACUUAAUGAAGUUGAAUAUGUUUAUAAACUAAUAUUAAUAGAAUUUAUCGGUAUGAUAACGCUACUUUUUAGCUUAGGUUUGAGCAGUUACCGUAAUCUAGGUGUGCAAGUUUACGUAUUAUUAAGUAAUGCACUAAACAUACUAAUGGAUUUCACUGUAGUUAAAAAGUAUAUACUCUUGAAUACAAAUUAGGUUCAAAUGCAAUGCUGCUCUUAUAUUUCUCGCUCUAAUACAAGAAUGUAGAUAUUUGACUUUGUAAAUAUUACGCUUUGCCUAGUGGAAUAUUCUUGCAACUUGUUAAACGCAACCUUGCUAAAUAUUCAUUUUUUCAAAAAACUACGAUUUUUCCUUCACGCAAUGUAGAUAAGUAUAUUUCAACCUGUACGUAUCCUUUUCCGACUUAUUUAUUUUCUACGCUCUUUUAGAGAUAAGUAUGUGUUAAAAGUAUUAUUUAUUUUUGUAUAAAUGUGGUUAAUAAGAUUGAUUUUAACUUUGUUUAACGUCUACUCGUUUUAAAUUUUUAUACUCACUUUGACACUCACUAUCUCUCUCUAUUUAAUCUAAUAGCAAUUGAAAAUAAAUAUAUUUAAAUGUGAAAAACCCCUCCUAUAUAUGAACGUUGCACCAGUAAAGUGUAACAAAUAAAA
Dendroctonus ponderosae (mountain pine beetle) is the source of this 4070-nucleotide messenger RNA. RefSeq lists its product as uncharacterized. The transcript has 7 exons. The coding region runs from base 676 to 1443 and encodes 255 amino acids. The record is from RefSeq and is a predicted model, not a curated record. Lineage: Eukaryota; Metazoa; Arthropoda; Insecta; Coleoptera; Curculionidae.